UAGAAAAGUAAAAGUGGAGUGGAAAUAUUCCAAACAGUCUUGCUCAGUGACUUGAAAAUGAGAUUUAUGCCAUCUACCUAGGCAGAGCUUUAAAUUACCAGGCCUAAUUCGUGGCUUAUCCGUUUCACGGCUUCGUUUCACUGUGCUGCUGUGUUCCCACAUUUAACCACGAUACAAAAGGCUAUCUUAUCUCGCUUGAGCUCUAGACUCGAAGUGCAAAAAUAUCUAAUGACCAGAAUGAACUCGACAACUUACACAACUCAUACCAAAAUUCUUCAAUACUAAUCAAUUAAUAACUUUUACCUAUACAAAACGUGAAGAAUACGUCAAUACUAAUUAACACUCUUGUCCGCCUAAUAUAAAAUUUAAACGGUUUUCCUAGUAAGACCAGCUAAUAUUUGGUAACUUGACACAUUGCCAACUGCCAACAAAGAUAAAAUUCUGCUGACCGCUUUUAACAUUAACCACUUUUCGACUCCGGAAUACUCUGUAGCAUAUGAAAAUAAAGUUAAAAGAUCGAUUAUUCAAUUACAAGACGCGAGCAUAUGUCAAAAAUAAUAAUAUCCAAAUAAGCUAUAGCAACAGCAGCCAACACAAAUACAAUACAAUGAAAGAUAAGCUGGAGGAGGUUGUGGCUUACAGUAGAAAAGUGUCUACGACAGCGGCCAGCAUACACGAAAUGGAUUUAGAUGAAUCUGAGCUGAAUGAUCCAUUCCUGGCGCUCAUGGAGAAGGCGGGCAACCAUGGACGCUAUCAGACACUCUACAAUUAUGUGUUUGUCGCUGGCCUGGCCUUUGCCGGUGCCAUGAUCUACAUGAACAUCAUAUUGGCGCUCAAUAUGCCCGAACACUGGUGCACUGUGCCGGGCAGGGAGCUCACAAACUACACGCUGGAUCAGUGGCGCGAUUUAACAUUGCCCAAACAGACAGACAACCGGGGGAAGGAGACGCACAGCAGCUGUGAAAUGUACGAUAUGAACUUUACAGAAGUAACCGAUUUCACAGCCUGGACCAAUAGCCGCAGCAAAAAUCAAACCACAGUUUGCCAGCACGGCUGGAGCUACGACCAGACCUGGUAUGACAGCACAAUACCCACCGACCAGAACUGGGUCUGCGCCAAGGAUUUGUUUGUAACAAAUGUGUUCGUUGUGGGCCGCGUUACGGAGGUGGUCGGUUCAUUUAUAUUUGGACAAAUGGGCGAUUCCCUUGGACGCAGCGUGGUCUACUACAUUAGCGUCGUCUUCUGCUCGGUGGGACGCCUGGGCUCCGUUCUAUGCACGUCCUCAUAUACAUGGUUUCUCAUCAUGUCCGGCAUUGUGGGCCUCACCGUCAACAGUCUCUUUCAAUCGCCGCAAAUUAUUGGCAUGGAAAUCUCACGGGAGGAGGAUCGCAGUCGAAUUGCCUUCUUUCAGAGCGUCGGCUGGUCCGUGGGCACAACGCUGAUGCCGCUGCUGUUCUGGUGGCUGCGCCACUGGGAAUCCUUUAUGUGGCUAACAUCGCUGCCCACGGCGAUGGUUUUAAUUUUCUCAAAAUACGUCAUCGAAUCGCCGCGCUGGUUGAUUAGCAAGCAGCGCUACCGCGAAGCCAUUGUGCAGUUCAAGAAGAUUGCCAAAAUUAAUGGGCGCACAUUCGAUGUGACCGAGAAAGAGCUGACCGAAAUCUAUAGCCUGGACAAGCAAGAGGUAACCUAUGGCAUGGCCUCGCUGUUUGCCGGCUGGCGUCUGGCGCGAAACACCACCAUCAUGGGUUUUAGCUGGUGCGUGGUUGCCGUUUCGUACUUCACAUUGGUGCUCUUCAGCUCGCGGAUGGCGGGCAAUCCGUUUUUGAACUUUUUGUACCAGAGCAUUGUGGAAAUACCCGCCUACAUGGUCGGCAGAUUCCUGGGCGACAAAUACGGACGCCGCUUUACCAAUUCGGUAUCCUUUCUCGUCUCCUUCAUCACCUGCGUGCCCAUCAUUGCCUAUGCCACGGAUGAGCGCUUCGAGUGGCUGAUGAUCUAUUUGGCCACGUUCAUCAAAUUUCUCAAUGCGGUUACAUUCUUUACGGCCAAUCUGCAGUGCCUGGAGAUCUAUCCGACGUGCAUGCGUCAGACAGGCAUUGCACUGGGCACCAUUUUGGCGAAUGCGAUUGGCGUGCUGGCCCCGUAUCUGGUGUAUCUGGGGACGACAGUUAACAUACGCGCUCCUUAUUAUAUACUGGGCACCCUGUUUCUGCUGGGCGGAAUCGGUGCCCUGUUUCUGCCAGAGACCCUGCACAAGAAGCUGCCAGACACCAUCAAGGAGGCAAGGAACUUUGGCAGGCACGAUAAAUUCUUCAGUCUGCCAAAAGCGCCGCUGGCCCAGGAAAAGAAGUCUACAUCUCAGCCGGAGCUAACCAAGCUGAAUCAGCCGGCAUUUGCGCCAUGAAUGAGAAGCUGAAGAUGAAGCUGAAGCUGCAGCUGAAGUUGAGGCAGAAAGGCAAUUGAUUUGGUUGGCCCGUUGUGAUGUUACAUUAAGUACGCCCCAAGUAUUACGAAUAAAGUG
This is a messenger RNA of Drosophila novamexicana, 2521 nucleotides long. Its product is annotated as carcinine transporter. The coding region runs from base 497 to 2404 and encodes 635 amino acids. Gene Ontology annotation, biological process: transmembrane transport. Gene Ontology annotation, molecular function: transmembrane transporter activity. The record is from RefSeq and is a predicted model, not a curated record. The transcript has 11 exons. Gene Ontology annotation, cellular component: membrane. Lineage: Eukaryota; Metazoa; Arthropoda; Insecta; Diptera; Drosophilidae.